Messenger RNA from Siniperca chuatsi (mandarin fish), 3778 nucleotides. RefSeq names its product exostosin glycosyltransferase 2 (gene ext2). Gene Ontology annotation, molecular function: glycosyltransferase activity. Gene Ontology annotation, cellular component: membrane. The transcript has 15 exons. Bases 220 to 2379 code for a protein of 719 amino acids. The record is from RefSeq and is a predicted model, not a curated record. Lineage: Eukaryota; Metazoa; Chordata; Actinopteri; Centrarchiformes; Sinipercidae.
CCUACUGAGUCACAAAAGUACAUGUCAGACGCAAAGAAGAAUGACUUCCGCAAAUCGCAGAGUUCCUUGAGUGCUAAUGUUAGCUUGAUGCUAGGUUAGCAUUAUCACUGUAUUUAGAAGUGUAUCCUGUUUUCUAACCGUUGCCAUGAAUUAAGACCGACCUGUCGAGCCCCGUUCAGUUAAACGUUUCGUGGCUGGUUGAAGAGAGAGGUGUCAGGCAUGUAUGCCUCUGGGAAAUACAGCUCGCGGGGCCCUGCUCUUAUCCCGCGGAUGAAAACCAAGCACCGCAUAUACUACAUCACCCUCUUCUCUGUGGUGCUGCUGGGACUAAUUGCCACCGGGAUGUUUCAGUUCUGGCCCCACUCCAUUGAGUCCGCAGCUGACUGGACCCUUGAUAAACGCAGUGUUCACGACGCACCUCUGGUCCGCCUGCCUGUCUCCAGUCCCAUUCCUGAGAGGGGUGACCUCAGCUGUCGCAUGCACACCUGUUUUGAUGUGUACAGAUGUGGCUACAAUCCUAAAAACAGAAUCAAGGUAUACAUCUACCCUCUGCAGAAGUUUGUGGAUGAACUGGGGGUUCCCAUCAGCAGUACUGGACUGUCUCGAGAAUACAAUGACCUGCUCAGUGCCAUCUCUGACAGUGACUUUUACACUGAUGAUGUCACCAGGGCUUGUCUUUUUAUCCCAUCUAUUGACGUGCUGAAUCAGAACUCCCUGCGAAUCAGAGAGACUGCCCAGGCUCUGGCAAUGCUACCCAGAUGGGACAAAGGAAUGAAUCACCUACUGUUCAACAUGUUACCUGGAGGCCCUCCAGACUACAAUACUGCCUUGGAUGUGCCCAGAGACAGAACGCUGCUGGCUGGAGGCGGUUUCUCUACAUGGACCUACAGACAAGGUUAUGAUGUCAGCAUCCCAGUUUACAGCCCCCUUUCUGCAGAUGUUGAGCUGCCUGAGAGACAGCCUGGGCCACGGCGUUACUUUAUUCUGUCUUCUCAAACUGCCAUCCACCGAGAGUACCGUGCUGAACUGGAGCGCUUGAAGGAAGAAAACGGGGAAGCACUGCUCCUCCUGGACAAGUGUAGCAACCUCUCCCAGGGUGCUGCUUCUGCACGAAAACGCUGCUACAAGGGGCAGGUGUAUGACUACCCACAGAUCCUGCAGGAGUCUUCAUUCUGUGUGGUUUUGCGGGGUGCGCGAUUGGGUCAGGCUGCCCUCAGUGAUGUGCUGCAGGCAGGCUGUGUCCCCGUCAUCCUUGCUGACUCCUACAUUCUGCCAUUCUCUGAAGUACUUGACUGGAAAAGGGCAUCUGUGGUUAUUCCAGAGGAGAAGCUAUCAGAGAUGUACACCAUCCUAAAGAGUAUUCCUCACAGACAAGUUGAAGAGAUGCAGAGACAGGCACGCUGGUUCUGGGAGGCCUACUUCAGCUCCAUGAAGGCUAUUGGCUUGACAACUCUCCAGAUCAUCAACGACCGCAUCUACCCAUAUGCUGCACGCACUUAUGAGCAGUGGAACAAUCCACCUGUGGUGAAGUGGUCCAGUGUGAACAGCCCUCUGUUCUUGCCACUUAUCCCGCCAAGGGCACCUGGGUUCACAGCAGUGGUGCUGACCUAUGACCGUGUUGAGAGUCUUUUCCGGGUCAUCACAGAAAUCUCCAAGGUGCCUAGCUUGGCUAAACUGCUGGUGGUGUGGAAUAACCAGAACAAGAGUCCUCCUGAGGAGUCGCUUUGGCCAAAGAUCAGUGUUCCUCUCAAAGUUGUGCGAACCAAAGAGAACAAGCUGAGCAACCGCUUCUUCCCCUACGACGAGAUCGAGACAGAAGCUGUGCUAGCGAUCGACGAUGACAUCAUCAUGCUGACAUCUGAUGAACUGCAGUUUGGCUAUGAGGUAUGGAGGGAGUUCCCAGACAGGCUGGUGGGCUACCCAGGCCGGCUGCACCUCUGGGACCAUGAAAUGGGGAAGUGGAAGUAUGAGUCGGAGUGGACCAACGAGGUCUCCAUGGUUCUAACAGGAGCCGCCUUCUACCACAAGUACUUCAACUAUUUGUACUCAUACAAGAUGCCAGGAGACAUCAAGAACUGGGUGGACGCUCACAUGAACUGUGAAGAUAUUGCCAUGAACUUCCUGGUAGCUAACAUCACAGGCAAAGCCCCCAUAAAGGUGACCCCCAGGAAAAAGUUCAAGUGCCCUGAGUGUACUGCCAUUGAUGGAUUGUCCCUGGAUCAGACACACAUGGUGGAGAGAUCUGAGUGCAUCAACAAGUUUGCAUCAGUUUUUGGUACAAUGCCUCUGAAGGUGGUGGAACACCGUGCAGACCCGGUGCUCUAUAAAGACGACUUCCCAGAGAAGCUCAAGAGCUUCCCCAACAUCGGCAGCCUCUGACCAGCAUGUAACAGAUGUUUAGACCUCGUCACAGCCUCAACACUUUACCAACAUCGUCAUUUAUAUCACGUCAAUAUUCAGACUAAAGUUGUACAUGCUCCUGUCACCUCUCGGUUCAAGUGAUGUUUGCUUUAAUUUUUAAAUUGAAUUUAAAAUGCAGAAUUGUACAGGACAUUAAGUUAAUAUCUUGAAUGACAGAGGACGCUGAAAUCUAGGAAUAGUGAUGAGAGUGAUUUGUUUAUUUGGCUUAAAGUUGACCAAUACUAAUGCAUAUGCUAUUGGUGGGUCACCCUGAGUCUGAUGAUUGAUGGACAGGCUGACUGAUUGGAGGCUUGUGGUCCCUCACUGUUACUGUUUUGGAGCUGGAAACUUUGGGCUCCAGCUCCUCUGGAAUCAGCGUAUACAGUGUAUAUAUUAGUAUUUUGCAGCAGUGCUGUCAUAAUUUAUGAUGCUUCAACUAGGAUUUUCUUUUUCUUCUUUUCAAAAGCUGACAUGAACCUGACUCUCUUAGCUGUACUUUUUGAAAAGGAAAAGUAAUACAUGUUUAAUGUACAUGAUAUAUAGUAAAUGAUUCAAUGACAUAUCUAUGUAGGCUUUAUCUAAUGGUUAAUUGAAUGUGAUAACACACAGCAUGGUGGCUAACAGAUGAUGUGCAGUAAAUGUUUCCCAUAUGGUCUUUUUACACGAUCUGAUUGGACCAAGCUGGUGCCAUAAAUCUAAUAUUUAGAGGUGAGUAACUGCUGAUUUUAAAAUAUUGAUGCUGAGGUACUGGAACAUCUUGAAUUGUAGUUUUAUACUGCCUGAGCAAGUCUUUCAUAUAUAUAUAUAUAUAUAUAUAUAUAUAUAUAUAUAUAUAUAUAUAUAUAUAUAUAUAUAAAAUAUAAUUUCAUAUAUAUAUAUAAAAUAUAAUAUCAUAUAUAUAUAUAUAUAUAUAUAAUAUAAUUUCAUAUAUAUAUAAAAUAUCAUAUCAUAUAUAUAUAUAUAUAUAUAUAUAUAUAUAUAUUGUAUUUUGUGUAUGAACACUGCAAAAGCAUAAGAGAUAUUGUUUGCUAUGCAUUUGAAGACAAUACUGUAUGGUGAAGAGACAAUUCCUAAACCCACACUUUUCAAAACAGAUGUGUAUAAACUGUUGAUGCAAUGCUUUGUUUUUUAUUUUUUCCAUUAUACCUGUUGUGUGUGUUUAUAUUUUUGUCCCUUUAAUCACUACUUGUCCCAGCUUCAGUAUUUAGGCUAUAAACAUUGAGAGCAGUGCAGUCUUUAAGAUGUUAACAUUGCCUUGUGAUAUUUUUAUUUGCCUUUUUUUUUUUUCAUUAGGUCAGUGAAAUUGUUUUAAAUUUUUUGACUGAGUUUAUGUAUCUAAGUGUAUAUAUGACUUUGUAAUACAUAAGUAAAAACCACA